Aspergillus ochraceoroseus IBT 24754 is the source of this 672-nucleotide messenger RNA. RefSeq names its product CIA30 family protein. The coding region runs from base 1 to 672 and encodes 223 amino acids. The transcript is spliced from 3 exons. Lineage: Eukaryota; Fungi; Ascomycota; Eurotiomycetes; Eurotiales; Aspergillaceae. Gene Ontology annotation, biological process: NADH dehydrogenase complex assembly. The record is from RefSeq and is a predicted model, not a curated record.
AUGCCUGAAUUACCCCGAGCAUACCUAUUUGGAGGACCACACCCUUGGUCGCAGGAUGACUGGACUUCAUCCGAUGACCGAGUGCGAGGCGGAUCCUCGUACUCCACACUAGUCCGCUCUCCCACCGGCCAAACGGCUGCCUUCCAAGGCAAUUUGGAUAUCGAAACUCUCGGGGGAGCUGGAUUCGCAUCGCAGCGCACGACCGGUGAGCGAUGUUGGGACCUGUCGGCGUAUGACGGGUUAGAGUUAAAUAUCGACGAGGCCGAUAGCAAGUUGUACACGAUCACUCUGAAGAACGAAAUCUUGCCCAAAAGGCCCGACGGCCGCGAACAAAGUAGCGUCAGUUGGGAGAUCGACUUCCGCACGCCAGAGACGGGCAAGGUGGUGGUGAAAUGGGCGGGUUUUAAAGCGACAUAUCGCGGAAGGGAGAUGAAGAACCCACCCUGUCUGGACUUGACUAAUAUCAAGAGAAUGAGUAUUAUGAUGCGAAGUUUUUUUGGGACGCAACACGGGGAUUUCUCGCUGCGUCUCGUGUCAAUUGCCGCGUUUCGAGGAAAUGAGAGCAAGGCUUUGGAUAACAAAGGAGGUCCGGUUGUCACUGCUUGCGAGGAAGUAGCCGGGGAACCAGAGAGUCAAGACAAUUUGGGAACAUCAUGUUGUGUGAUAUUAUAG